UAACAUCACCACAAACGACUAAUGCAUUGCACUAUGGUGUUAUGACAGCUAUGACAUCACUAGGUGAUAGGAAUUUUUCAGCUGCAUUAUAAUGUUAUGGAACUGCUCUGGUAUAUCAUUAUAUUAUGUCAAUGAUUAUGCCAUCUGUUCUAAUUGAUAAUCCAAGGACAGUAUCCCCCACCCUCUGUUAUAAAUUUGGGGAGAUAAUAAUAAUUGCCAAUUAUAGUAACCAGGACCAUGUAGGAAGACUACUUGUAGCUGAAGAAUAUUAGACAAGGUGAUCGUAUACCCUUUUCCGGCUUACUCAUCCAUUUCCUUCCCAGGUAGAUUCUUCCGUAUAGACUUAUUAUGGAAGUCCUUUGCAGUGCAAAAUGGCAGAGGGAAACUUCUCUCCCACAGUCAUAGUUCCUUACCAGUUGGCUAAGAGAGAUUCCAUUGUCUGCAUCCUUUCCUUUAGAAACCUCAGGGACCCAGUGGUGGGGAGUACUCAUGCCCAUGAACUCUUUCCUUCCAGCCACACUUGGGUCUUGCUUUCUAGUUGGUGGUGGCAGUGUGACACCACAGCAUAGGGGGCCUGAGAGGCAAAAAUUUAGGCUUCCUACCUAUUUCAGAUGUGGAAGGGAAGCAAAGCCAUGGAAAUGAGCCCUGGCCCUUUUAGUAGCUGCUCAGGACCCCAGACCAGUGCACUUCAGCACUGCAAGACCUCUUGGCAUCUGGGAGAUAUUUUGGAGGAGUUUUGAGAGAAGAUUGGAAGAGAAAAGCAUGAGAAGGGAUUGAGAAGCUGCUAUGUGAAAGAAGUAGAUGAAAAGGGGAAGAUUUAGGAAGUGUUGGUAAGGGGCAAGAUGGCUGUCAUAGGUGAGUGAAAAAAACAUAAACUGUUUUUCCUCUGCUCUUACACCACAAAAGACUUCCAAAACAAAAUGUCUGCGGAUUUUCCCCACACACCAAGCAAGCAAGCAAUUCUGCAGUGGACACCAACUAGGUGUCCUUUAAUUCAAUUCAAUUCUGACAUAAUCUCUUUGGAAGGAGAUAGUAUCAGAUUUCACAGGUGAGGGCCCAGUCCCACAAGACUGCCCCUCACUUCUGAUGUCAGUCAUAAGGCCCAGGUUGUUUUACCUGUGCUUCUAACUGACCAGUUAUAAAUUGAGGUUUCUAGGACCACCUCCUUGGGUUCAAUUAAUUUGCUAGAGUGGCUCAUAGGACUCAGGGAAACAAAUUACCAGUUAUACACAUUAUAAAGGGUGUUACAAAGAAUACAAGUAUGGAGGAAGGAGUGCAAAGCUUCCACGCCCUCUCUGGUCUUGCCACUUUCCAGGAACUUGCAUGUGUUCAGCUAUGAGGAAGUUCUCUGAACCCAGUCCUUUGGAUUUUUAUGGAGCCUCCAUUACAUAGGCAUAAUUGACCAAAUCACUGGGCCAUUGGUGAUUAGUUUCACCUUCAGCUCCUCUGCCUCUCUGGAGGUUGGUGGGGCUAGGGCUGAAAAUCCUAACCCUCUAAUCAUGCCUUGGUUUUCUGGUGACCUACCUCCAUCCUACAGCUACCCAGAGGCUGCCAGCCUUAAUCAACUCAUGAGCAUACAAAAACAAACAAACAAACAAAAACAUCCCUUUAGAAAUUCUAAAGAUCUUAGGAGUUGUAUAUCAGGAAACAGGUCAAAGAUGAAAUAUCUAUUUUACAUUGUCACACAGUGUUUGAAAAAUAAGAGCAAAGAGAUGGAGUUAUUUGGAAUUAUUUAGUAGCUAAACUGUUGUUAUUUUGUUUGUUUGGUUGGUUGGUUUUUUGUCUUGUUUUGAGAGGAGAGAAGUUAGGGAUGUGAUAAGCAUUUUGGGGGAGAGGGUCCUUGGUUUUUACAAAAUUAUCAAAAGAGUAAGAAUCUACUGGUAUUUGUGAAAUAUUUUAAUAGACCCUAUAUUUACUACUUUGGUAAAUCAAAAGCAAAUUCUUCAUCAGGAAAAAUAUUGGGAAAUGCUGUUCUAGUCUGAUAUUGUGAUGAGAUUUACUAAUGCCUAAUUAACUCAUAUAAUUCUCUCAAAUUGAGUUUUCCCAUUUUAUUUGACAACAGAUGUCCAAAGAAGUAAGUUUUUAUUAUCUUUAGAGGUCAUGAGUGCCUCAAAAUAUUAUAUAUUGAUGACUAGACCCAUAAAAGCAUGAGAACUCUAAAUAAAAAUGACUCAUAAUAAGCUUUUAUUCAAUGUUUAUGUGUGUGCUGCACUUUGAGAUUCCUCAGUGGUAUUUCUGCAUUAUAAUCUGUUUGGAAUGUGUAUCCACUAUGAUAUCAUGGAAAUUUAACUGUGGUCAUAUUGCAGCUUGGCAAGACAGUACUUGAAUGAGACUCUCCCCAGAAUCAUUGGCACAAAAACAAACAAAAACAUCAUCCAGCUUCUUUUUGUUGAGAUACUGAUAAGAUCUGUUGUUAUGACCCUUUUUUCCACCUUUUAGCAGUACAGAAUUAAUAUGUGAAACAUAAACAAUUUCUGGAAGACUAGAAGGUAGAGAAAGACAUUAGGAUUUUUUUAAAGGAUGUGGCCUUGUUCAUAUUUAAGUCUCAUAACCACAGCUACUGUCUUGGUCAUUUUUGUGCUGCUGUAACAGAUUACCACAGACUGGAUAAUGUAUAAUAAACAAAAAUUUAUUGGCUCACAGUUCCGUAUGCUCAGAAGUCUAAAAUUAAGAGGCUGGUAUCUGUCAAGAGUCUUUUUGUCACAUGUCUGAAGGCUGAAGGUCAGGGUGUGGGGUGGGUGAGUGCUCACACAAAAGGUAUCUGAACUCGCCCUUCCGUAGGGAACCUACUUCUGAAAUAACAGCAUUAAUCCAUUCAUGACGGCAGAGCAGUCAUGGCCAAUAACCUUUCAAGGUCCCACUUCCUAAUACUGUUACAGUGGCAAUCAAAUUUCAAACAUGAGUUUUGUAGAGAACAAUUAUUCAAAUCAUAGCAGCUACAAAUCCAGUGUUUUCAGGUAUACUCUUUUAUGAAUGCAUUCCUCUUAGGGUUUGUUUGUUCUGUAUCUUGUUCCUCAGUUUGAAAAGUAUUUGAAGAAUGACCGUUGGGCUGAAGCACAUUCUCAUCUCAUAUUAGUUCAUACUGCCACCUUAAUGGAAUGAUAAUAGUAAGUACUUGUUCACUAGGAACGAGUAUGUGUGAGAGAAAAGACACCAAAGCGCAAAAUUUCAGAUCAAACCUAAAAUUUGUCCCUCUUUUUGUGGGUAUGUUUUAGAUUUUGUGUUUUUGGGGAAAGUGUUACACAUACAAGUUAAAUACACAGAUAUUUAUAGAGGAUCCUUACGCAAAGAGGCACUGUGUUUAUCUCUACAUGGAUACAGUAGUUAAGAUACAGUGUUUGUAUUCUCCAUCUAUAAUACUUGUAAUAGAUAAAGCUGAAUGGUAGGUUGGGCUUCUUCUGUUGUAGGACUUGUUAAGGAUAAAGAAUAUGAUUAUAAUUCAUUAUGCAGUAGAUUGCCAUUUAAAAUUUAUGAGCUUGGGAAUGACAUGGUUAGAGUUUUAAGGCAAGUGACUUUGGAAGCAGGUGAAGUGGAUUGAAAGGCUAUUAAGAUGACUGCAGAAGAUCAGUAUCAUCCAGAUAAACAAAGUACAGAUGUACCAGCAGGAACAGUGGAGAAAUGUAUCCAGAAGUUCAUUGAAAUUGAUCAGGCAUGGAAAAUUCUAGGGAAUGAAGAAACGAAAAAGGAGUAUGACCUGCAGUGGCAUGAAGAUGAUCUAAGAAAUAUGGGGCCAGUAGAUGCUCAAAUAUAUCUUGAAGAAAUGUCUUGGAAUGAAGAUGAUCACUCUUUUUCUCUGAGUUGCCGAUGUGGUGGAAAAUACAGUGUUUCCAAGGAUGAAGCAGAAGAAGUUAACUUGAUUUCUUGUGAUACAUGUUCACUAAUUGUAGAAGUCCUUCGUUAUAACUAAAAUUGUUCACUGCUGAGAAUCA
This is a messenger RNA of Microcebus murinus (gray mouse lemur), 3929 nucleotides long. NCBI's taxonomy places the organism in Eukaryota, Metazoa, Chordata, Mammalia, Primates, Cheirogaleidae. The record is from RefSeq and is a predicted model, not a curated record.